UUAGAUUUCGAGAUAAACUACAAAACGUGAUUUUUAACCGGUUUUUCAUAAAACUAAUAGCACAGAAAUCGUCGUACGCGCGCGUAGAUAUAUUUAAAAAAAAAUUAUGAAGAUAUCUCUAUCCAAACCAGAGAUAUUGCGUACUACGGAUGGCCGGACGGCAGCCGGACCCGAAAUUGCCGGCUUAUGAUUUUCGGCAUCAGGGAUGUUCAAAACAUAUACCCUGUGAAUUUCAGCUCGAUCGGAGCACUUUGAGAAAAUCCGCGGAUUACAAUAGGUGUGAUUAUAAGGAAACACACCUAAAAUGAUUAGAAGGAAUCACACCUAAAAUAUGCAUACUGAGAAUUUCCUGGAAAUUGACGAGAAAAUCCACAAAUUUGUGGGAUUUUUCACAGUAAAAGAGAAUUUCUUCAAAAUCAUCGUCAAAUUCCCUGAAUAUCCAUUGGCGGGAAAAGUGAAACUUGAAGUCUUUGACCUCUCCAAGAAGAUAUCCUUGGAUUUUCCUCCGGAUGAUGGAGAAACUGCCCAAGCUUAUGUCAAACGUCUGGAGAUGCACCUAGAAGGCAAUUUCUGCGAUGACUCCAGUGAGACUGAUGAUAUUAUGAGCGGGGUUGCACGUUUUGAGGAGAUGUUCAAUCAAUUGGAUUUCCUUGAGAAAUCCGGGAAUGUCGUUGAAAUGUCCAGUGACUGCACAAAGAUCAGAGUGUCUGGGAUGUCUGGGAAUGAGCAGCACUUCCUAGAAUUCGCAGUUUCCGACAGAGCUCAAGUGAAAGUAACAGAUCACAGCCUUCCCGCGCUUCCUGGUGAGAUGUUCUGGAAGAUUGGCACGAUUGAGUCCCACAUGGCUAGCUUCCAGUCAUUCCUAGGCCAACUGGUGGAGUUCUACGACAACAUGCACACAAUCGACGAGCUGUGCUUUGUCGUUGGACCCCCGGAAAUCACCACAAAAACCACUCACAGAAUCAUAAAAUUCAGCGAAAAAAUCUUCCUCAAAAUCUCCAUUGAUCCCCUGAUUCCUUCCCAAAUCAGCCUGAAUUUUAUCGGACCCAUUGCCAAAGUGGAACCCCUGAGGGAGAUUUACAAUGAAAAAAUCGCUGACUGGGACUCCGAAAUGGACGUUCACAAAAAUCUCCUGAGAAUGUACGACAUGAUUUAUUUCCCAAUGAAAGAAAAUGAUGUCGAAACUCCCUGCAACAUCUGCUUUGACUACCUCCAGGGCAGCAGCAUACCCAUUAUCAGCUGUGACAAUACCAAAUGCAACGUAAUCUUCCACCUUCAGUGCCUCAAAAAUUAUUUUGUUACCCUCCGAAGCAGCAAAACAAUGUUCACCCUGGCGAUGGGCCAAUGCCCAUUCUGCCGGGAGAAACUUACAACAUUCCUCCAAUUGGAAGCUGAUGAAAAUAAUUGAUUGAAGAAAUACAUAAAUUUUAUAUUAUAAAUUCAUUUUUAUAGAUACAGA
Molecule: messenger RNA, 1459 nt
Organism: Phlebotomus papatasi
Lineage: Eukaryota; Metazoa; Arthropoda; Insecta; Diptera; Psychodidae
Gene: Fancl
Product: E3 ubiquitin-protein ligase FANCL
Exons: 2
Coding region: 332-1408 (358 amino acids)
Biological process (GO): interstrand cross-link repair; protein monoubiquitination
Cellular component (GO): Fanconi anaemia nuclear complex; nucleus
Molecular function (GO): ubiquitin protein ligase activity
Source: RefSeq, a predicted model, not a curated record